AUGCUCGCGGUCGUCAACGUCAUUGCUGACUCCUCGACCGAUAACGUUGCUGUCGACUGUGCCGAGUUCGAGUUCGCGGUCGACAGCAAGUGCUGCCCCUCACAGUGGCGACUGGCGACGGGAGCGAGGAGCAUGACGUCCUCUCUACGUAAAACCCUGCGGCGUCCAACUCGAUAUCCGCAGCAAACUCGCUUUGCUCACACGAACCGCACAUCUCGCAACCGCGGCUUUUGCAAACAAUCUCACCGCAACCACGAUCCUCCUCCUCGUCUCUCGCACCGACCCAAACACUUCUCUCGUCGAAACCAUUCCAAACGAUGGCUUGGCCGCACAAUUUGA
Molecule: messenger RNA, 339 nt
Organism: Pseudozyma hubeiensis SY62
Lineage: Eukaryota; Fungi; Basidiomycota; Ustilaginomycetes; Ustilaginales; Ustilaginaceae
Product: integral membrane protein
Exons: 1
Coding region: 1-339 (112 amino acids)
Source: RefSeq, a predicted model, not a curated record